Gloeophyllum trabeum ATCC 11539 is the source of this 558-nucleotide messenger RNA. RefSeq lists its product as uncharacterized. The record is from RefSeq and is a predicted model, not a curated record. The transcript is spliced from 2 exons. NCBI's taxonomy places the organism in Eukaryota, Fungi, Basidiomycota, Agaricomycetes, Gloeophyllales, Gloeophyllaceae. Bases 1 to 558 code for a protein of 185 amino acids.
AUGGCCGUCGAACUUCACCGCGAGUCUCGGAUGACAGCCCAAGAGAAGAGAAAUCUGAGAAGGAUACUCAUUGCACUGGCCACUGUGACCGCAGAUGCUGAGCCACACGAUUCUGAUGAGGAGUGGGAUGAGUGGGACGAAGUCCUCGACGAACUCUGGGACGACAGUGACCUAGACUUUGAUGAAUACGAUUCAGAAGAGGAUGAGAUGACUGAAUCAGAAAAUCAAUUCACCAACCAAGAGGAGCGUCCUGAUGCGCGGUCACGGCAGACCACGAUAUCUGGGGAGGAAAGCGACAAUUUGCUGAACAGCAAUGGUUGUGGCAGAGAUUCGGGAGAACCAAAGGAGGAGCUUGAUGAAUCUCGCCGCAAUCAUAGCUAUCCUCCGCUCAUGGCCUUCCAUGAAGCAUCCAACGCUAGGCAGCCACCUAGUGGCCAGAGCGACGAACCACCAGCAGAUCGGACAUUUACAGGCCGCGUAUUCAGCCCGCCGUUGACCAUGGUAAUUGGGCCAAUCUACCAGCGACCCGAUACUCCGGACGAGAGUGCGGCAAACUAG